This is a messenger RNA of Schistosoma curassoni, 2133 nucleotides long. Lineage: Eukaryota; Metazoa; Platyhelminthes; Trematoda; Strigeidida; Schistosomatidae. The record is from the annotation of a GenBank genome assembly.
AUGGGUCGUUCGAAGCAGUUGUUAAAUAAUUCAACAAUUAAAUCUCCAAAGCCUAGUGCUACUCCGGAAUCAAAAAACAAGCAUCUUGUCAACGGCAAAGGCACUCCAUUGAGAGGUGGAUCAAAGCGUCCAGUCCCUGUCGGCAGCGACGAUAGUGAUGUAGAGGUUGAGACUGGUGCGUUUGGCGGUGAUGCUGGUGAACUAAGGAUGUCACAUAAGAAACUGAAGCUGGCGACUGAAAAGGGGAUGGAACUGCAGAAAAAAGGUCUUGUCAGUGAAGAUGAAGAGGAUGAUGAAGAAGAAAAUGAUAGUGCGGAAGAAGAGGAGGAGGAGGACGAAGAGAAUGGAGAUGAUGACGAUGACGAAAGCGAAGAGGAAGAUGACGACGACGAUAGUGAGGAAGAGGAUGAUGACGACGAUUGUGAGGAGGAAGACGACGACGAUAAUGAGGAAGAAUCUAGUGAAGGAGAGGAAGAAAGUAAUAAAGACAAUUCAAAACUGAAUGCUGAGAAAGGUAAAGCCAUCAACAACCUGGUUGGGUCAAAGGCUGUCCAAAAACCUGGUUCGAUGUUGAACAAUGAGAAAUUGACGGAAAAUAAGGUAUCAAGCAUACCGAGUAAAGUGACUGAGGGGUCUGAGCCACAAAGCAGUACAUCAGGCAAGGUCCUCAUACUACAUGGACCUGAUAACUUGAAUAGUUUGAAAGAAUUCCUUUCCAAAAUUAGCCCAGUGACCAGCAUAAGCAGGAUGGAACCAGCACCCAUAAUGGCUACCAUCGCUAAUAUAAGCAUUUUCAAAAGUCGAUUAAAGUCAGGAAAGUUGAUGUUUCACGGGAAGGAGCUCGAAGUAAUACCUGUAGAGAGAGUCAAGGACGCCAAUAAAGGAAUGCAACCCACCAAAACUUUGUUCGUAGGUGGAAUUCCAAAAUCCAUGACAAUUGAACAACUAAAAAGUCAACUCCCCAACAACUGUCAACCUGUUUCCCUAAAUUUGCUGAAUAAAAACCCUAAAAUCAAUAGUGCAUUUAUGUCCUUCUCCUCUAUUGAUAUGGCUAAGCAAGCUCACCAAAUUUUCAGUUCUUUAACUGUGGAAGGUCAACCGUUCAAAGCUAACUUCGCUAAAGACCAACAGCCUCGAGCUGGUCCUGAUGGGUCCGUAAGAGUCGCAGUUUCAAAUUGGGAUGGUCAUCCGAACCAGUUGCGUAAGCUAUUCCCGACAUGUUUAGACGUUCAGUGGAUUCAGAAAAAACGAAAGGCAUUUCUUAAAUUUCCUUCCUUGGAAGUCCGAAAGGCUGCUGUCUCACAGCCAAAGUUCCAUGCCGGUAAACAGCUGAAACUGGCAUUAACAGGGGGACCAGAGCUCAAGACUGCCAUCGUUUGGGGUUUUCCAGCUGAUACAAAGGAAUCAGACAUCAAAGGAUUAUUUGGUGGCGUCGUUUCAGUGUCACGUGAUACAACUACAGGGAACCAGAGCGCAUCCAUGACUGUCGAGUUUGAAACCGCUGCAGAUUGUAACAAUGCAAUUUCCUCAAACGCAACUCUGAAAGGUCGCCGCGUGACAAUAUUUUUAAAAGAUGUCUUUGUUGAUGAUUGUGCUAACAAUCAACAGAAGCAUCCUGGACCAUCUGAGAAGAAAGCUAAACCUGUAGAAGUAGGUGUUUCGAAGGUCAAGACUGCUCACAAAGUUUCAAAGGCAGAGGAAGUGAAUGACGCAGAUGACAUUGAGGAUGAGAAUGACGACGAAGAGGACGAAGGUACAAGUGAAGAUGGCGACGACAGUGACGAAGACGAUGAAAGUGAAGAUGAAAGCGAGGAAGAAGAGGACGGAAGUGAAGACGAAAGUGACGAGGACGUUGAUAUGGUCUCACCUAAAGGCAAGGAGAAGAAGCAGUUUCCUGGCUUACACGACAAAAAAACUGGUGGAUUUCCGAAAGCAGACAACCGUUCAGGAGAUCAAAGCAACUUCAAAGCGCAGCACAAAUUUGGUGGUGAUUUCAAGCGCAACUCGUUUCGUGGUCGUGGUGGUCGAUCUCGCGGCCGCGGUGGUCAGUCGCCUCACGGUCGUGGUGGACAGUCUUUCCGUGGUCGUGGUGGUAACCGUGGGGGCUGGUCAAAACGCGGUGGUUCUGAUUAA